Mauremys reevesii (Reeves's turtle) is the source of this 850-nucleotide messenger RNA. Its product is annotated as ferritin heavy chain B-like. Lineage: Eukaryota; Metazoa; Chordata; Testudines; Geoemydidae. Gene Ontology annotation, biological process: iron ion transport; intracellular iron ion homeostasis. The coding region runs from base 457 to 756 and encodes 99 amino acids. The record is from RefSeq and is a predicted model, not a curated record. Gene Ontology annotation, molecular function: ferric iron binding; ferrous iron binding. Gene Ontology annotation, cellular component: cytoplasm. The transcript has 4 exons.
ACUCCUGAGAGCAUUUUAUCUAAUCUAAUCAUCAUAGGGCUUCAACCGAUUCCCCCCAAACAUCCCAUUACCACUCCUUCCCUUGCUCACAAAGCCUUGUGAGGAAUUAGAUUCAUCUGCUGAACUUUGCUCAUUUGUCCCCCCUGUCUGUGUGGCCUACACCACUGAUGUUAAAUGUGGUAAUAUUUAAAUGUCAUGUUACCUCUGGAAACUGAGAAACAGUGCAACCCACAGUCCUUACUGAUUCUUUAGUAAGGAAGGAUGUUUCCAUAGGCCAUCAAUAGCAGAGAAUCACACCCACACCUGGCUUUGAACGCUAUUAAAACCUGCUGUGGAAGCAGAGGCUUUGUGGUGUUGUCUCACUACUUUGACCAUGAUGCUGUUGCCCUGGGGCACGUGCUCCAGGUCCUGAAGGAGCAGUCCCAUGAGGAAAGGGAGCAUGCAGAGAAGUUCCUGAUGUAUCGGAACAAGCGAGGGGGGCGUAUUGUCCUUCAGGACAUCCAGAAGCCAGAGCGGGAUGAGCGGGGGAACAGCCUGGAGUCCCUGCAGCUGGAGAAGACUCUGAACCAGGCCCUGGCUACUGAGAAGAAUGAUCCCCGGCUCUGUGACUUCCUGGAGUCUGAGUAUCUGGAGGAGCAGGUGAAGGCCAUCAAGCAGCUGGGAGACCAUGUCACCAACCUGAAGCGCCAGGGAGUGCCCCAGAACAGCAUGGGAGAGUACCUGUUUGACGAGCUCACCCUGGGGGAGAGCAGCUGAACUUCAUGGUGUAGAACCAGUCCACUGUACUGGCUCACCAGUGCAUAGUUGUAUUGCCUUAUUUGCAAUGUAUGAGAAUAAAAUAUGGUGCUCA